CUAUAGAUUGAAUAUCAGUAGAUCAAAUCUAAAAUUUUCUUUUUUAUUUUUUUGAGAUAUCAAUGGAAUCUAAUUUUAUGCCGUAAUUCAUAUUUAACUUUGGUUUUCGCCAAUAAUCAGUUUAAUCUCAAUUUCUCUUUUAGCUAAUCGUUGCUUGCUUGGCUUCUAAAUCUUAUUCACUUCGUAAAUCUUCUUAUUCUUUGUGUAUUGGGGAGCAUGGUAGGAAUUUGAACAAGAAUCAUUUUGCUUACCUGGUGUUUGAGUUUUUGUAAUUUCAAGGGGACCCAGAUAGGGAAUCGGUUAAAAACUUGUAGAGUUGCAGACGAGGUUGAGAUUUUUGGUGGUUCUCCUGUACUAGGAAAAAAAAAAGGAUGGGGAAGAAAAGAAAAAAAUUUUCCUUUAUUUUUUCUCUUUGGCAAUUAGAUCGAGGUUUAAUCAGGCUAAAUACUUCUCAUCUUUUCUAGCUAAUUUUGUAUCUAUUCUUGUUACCCUUUUGUCCAUUUUCCCUGAAUUGAUAAGUGAAUUAGUUACAGCUGGUAUUCUCAGGCCUUGGAUCAUUGGAUGAACCUCUAGAAAUUCUGGUACAGAAUGGACAACAGAUGGUACAAUAGUGAACCAGAAACCGACGUUCAAGACAAAUUUGAGCAAGAUAAGGAGCAGGGUAUUGAUGUGCAAUAUGUGCAUUUCCUGCCAUGUUCUUAUCAGGAUUCUCUUGUUGAUGAUUUGGUAGAAGAUUUUCGCUUGCCUAUUAACCACAAACCUACAGAAAAUGUCGAUCUGGAUAACGUUGAACAGGCAUCACUUGACACAAAGUUGACGGCUUCUAAUGUUGGGUUUAGGCUUCUUCAAAAAAUGGGAUGGAAAGGGAAAGGUCUUGGAAAGGAUGAGCAAGGAAUAGUUGAGCCAAUAAAAUCUGGGAUUAGGGAUCCAAAGUUAGGGAUUGGAAAACAAGAAGAAGAUGAUUUCUUCACUUCAGAAGAAAAUAUCCAAAGAAAAAAGUUGGAAGUGGAGAUUGAGGAAACAGAGGAUCAUGCGAAGAAACGGGAGGUGUUAGCAGAACGGGAGCAGAAAAUUCAAACUGAGGUGAAAGAAAUAAAGAAGGUGUUUUAUUGUGAUCUAUGCAACAAGCAAUACAAAUUGGCUAUGGAAUUUGAAGUUCACCUAAGUUCAUAUGAUCACAAUCAUAGAAAGCGUUUUAAAGAAAUGAGAGAGAUGCAUGGUUCUAGCAGUCGCGAUGAUAGGCAAAAGCGAGAACUGCAACGACAAGAGAGAGAAAUGGCUAAGUUUGCUCAGAUGGCAGAUGCUCAUAAACAACAGCAGCAAGUGGAAGAAUCUGGAUCUGGUCAGGUUUCCAAUUCAAUUAGAAGUGCAACUGCACUCGCUGAUCAGGAUCAGCGGAAGGCAUUAAAAUUUGGGUUUUCUUCGAAGAGUGGCACUUCUAAGAAGCCAUCUGGUGGUGAUGCAAAGAAACCGAAAGCAGCUGUAGCCUCAGUCUUUGGCAAUGAUAGUGAUGAAGAACAGUAAAUUUUGACCCUGUAGCUUGAACUCAGCUAUAUGCCUUGUGAUGUGUUCUCAUGUUAUUUGGUUGAUGGUUUGUACUAUCUGUGGCCAGAAUCCGUAAUUUCAAGAACCUUGAUAGUUGUGGGUCUGAAGCAUUUAACUUGAAUGGUCUGAGACAGGCAUAUAGAUAAGAUAAUUUCAUUGCAAAGCAUAAUUUGUAUCAUGAUACAGUACAAACUUUCUUUUCAUUGCAAGUGCAGAUGUUGAUUUUUGCAAGUACUUAUAUACGUUGAAUGUUGAUUCCA
Manihot esculenta (cassava) is the source of this 1805-nucleotide messenger RNA. RefSeq names its product G patch domain-containing protein 8. The transcript is spliced from 8 exons. Gene Ontology annotation, molecular function: nucleic acid binding. NCBI's taxonomy places the organism in Eukaryota, Viridiplantae, Streptophyta, Magnoliopsida, Malpighiales, Euphorbiaceae. The record is from RefSeq and is a predicted model, not a curated record. Bases 589 to 1524 code for a protein of 311 amino acids.